UGGACGGCCACAGGUACUCCUCGAAGGUUUCCUAGUCGGUGUAUGACUGUUCGAGGCCAGUGCUAGUUUAUAUCGUACCUUAUCAAUUCCACAGCGGACAUAUUCUGCAUAUCGAUUCUUUUUGACGAGUAUGAGUUUCUGGCUGUAUUCCUUGACCGUCUGUCGGAAUGGUAGCUGUCAAUAAUGCCCGUGGCGGCCCUAAAGAGGCUGUGGAUGAAACCACGCCUCUGCGUAUCUCGAAAAAUGAUGAUAAUAAAGUACAGAGACAAUCGUCAUAUCAAUCCAUCCAGCAGUCGUCGAGUUUAUCUAGUUCAUUUACUUCGGAGAGCUCGGAAUCAAGUCGCAGCGAUGCAGAAAGCGCAUUAUUGCCUCGACCGGACAGUGCAGAUAACGGAAAGACGCUCACGAAUAUCAUAAGUGUCACUUUAGUCCUUCUUUUGGGGGAAUUCAUCGCCAAUGCAGAUACUACGCUUCUAUAUGCCUCGGCGGGCAAGAUAUCGUCUGAAUUUGGCAGCCUUCAAGAUGCAAACUGGCUCUCCACGGCAUAUGGAAUGGGCGUAUUUGUGGCUCAACCGAUGUACGGAAAGCUGUGCGAUAUAUACGGGCGAAAAGCUCUUCUUCUAUUCGCCUAUUCCUUUUUCGCGGUCGGAUGUAUUGUGAGUGCUGGAGGAUAUAGCAUGUGGCACAUCAUCCUUGGGAGAGCCAUCAGCGGCAUAGGAGGAGCAGGGACACUCACUGUCGCUUCUGUCAUCAUCACAGAUCUCGUCCCGAAAAGAGAUAUCGCAGCAUGGAGGUCCUACAUCAACAUCGCAAUGACUCUCGGCCGCAGUCUCGGAGGACCAACAGGUGGUUGGCUAGCAGACACGAUCGGAUGGCGAUGGAUGUUCCUCAUUCAAGCCAUCCUGUUCUGUCUCGCUGCACUUCUCGUCGCAGCCAAGCUUCGCAUCGAGACACCGCAUCACGACAACCAAGCAGAAACCGACCCAAACUCAUCCUCACGAUCAAAGCUGCGCAGAAUUGACUUCCUCGGAAUCUCAUGUCUCACAAUAUCCAUCUCUGCCGGUAUUCUCCUGCUCGAUCUCGGCGGUCAGAAGUUCCCCUGGCUAUCGAUCUACACCAUCAUCCUAUCCUUAUCCACAAUCAUCUUCUUCCUCGCCUUCAUCUUCGUCGAAGCCUACGUUGCUCGAGAACCCAUCUUCUCCCUCCGCAUCAUCCGCCAACCCAACGUCGCGGCAAGUUACGUCGUGAUGGCCCUCCAGAUCAUGGCUCAAGUCAGCAUGAUGUUCUGCAUCCCGCUCUACUUCCAAGUCACCGCACACGCAUCCGCCACUAAUGCAGGAGCACAUCUCUCCCCAGCUGUAAUCGGCAACGCAAUCGGCGGCCUCAUAGCCGGUGCAAUCAUCAAACGAACAGGCAGGUACAAACUCCUCAUCGUGAGCGCAGGUCUAAUCGCAUCCGUGACCUACACGCUUCUUUUCUUCCGCUGGAACGGACACACGAACGUCUGGGAAUCACUAUAUAUCGUCCCUGGAGGGUUCGGAACUGGAAUCGCAGGCGCGGGAGUGUUCGUGAGUAUGACAUCUAUGCUGGAAGCGAAGGAUGUGGCUAUGGCGACGAGCGGGUUCUUCUUCUUUCUCAAUCUGGGUGUCACCGGUGGUGUUACGGCGAGUAAUACGGUGCUGGGAAUCCAGUUUAAGAAGCAAUUGGAGAGGAAUCUUAGUGGGCCCGGUGCGAGGAAGAUCAUCAAACGAGCCACCUCUGAUGUUCACUAUAUAUCCAAUCUGACAGGACAUCUCAGAGAGGUUGUCAUUGCUUGUUACGUCUCUGGCUUGAAGCAUACUUAUAUCAUGUCUCUAUGCUGGUCCCUGCUCGCAUCUGCUGUGGCGCUGUUGAUUAAGGAUCAUCAGCUAUGAGUAUGAGUUAUGACCAGGCUUGUAUAUAGAUAGAUAUGUGCAUAGGAUACGAUUGACGAAGCCAUCACUAGAGAGAAUAGAAAUUUUU
Messenger RNA from Paecilomyces variotii, 2001 nucleotides. Its product is annotated as efflux pump antibiotic resistance protein. Gene Ontology annotation, molecular function: basic amino acid transmembrane transporter activity. The record is from RefSeq and is a predicted model, not a curated record. NCBI's taxonomy places the organism in Eukaryota, Fungi, Ascomycota, Eurotiomycetes, Eurotiales, Thermoascaceae. The coding region runs from base 168 to 1913 and encodes 581 amino acids. Gene Ontology annotation, biological process: transmembrane transport; basic amino acid transport. The transcript is spliced from 8 exons. Gene Ontology annotation, cellular component: fungal-type vacuole membrane.